This is a messenger RNA of Ogataea philodendri, 384 nucleotides long. RefSeq lists its product as uncharacterized. The coding region runs from base 1 to 384 and encodes 127 amino acids. NCBI's taxonomy places the organism in Eukaryota, Fungi, Ascomycota, Pichiomycetes, Pichiales, Pichiaceae. The transcript has a single exon. The record is from RefSeq and is a predicted model, not a curated record.
AUGAACUUUUGCUUUAAGCCUUCGGGUUCCAAAGGCAGGAAAAUGGCUGUGAGCGUUUUCAUCAUCAAGAACUCUGCGUACUUCACAUCGAACGAGGACAAUUGCGGAUUACCAGACAACUUUUCAAUUUCAAACAGACUGGGCUUGUCGACCUUGAUCUCUCGUAAUCUUUUAAUCCUCAUCACUUUCUGGAUCAGCGCAUCUGACGACGACGUUUCAAACAUCGAGUCAUCGCUUUCUAUUUCUUCCGCUUCUGACGUAUCGUGGUCCACAUGCUGGUGCGACUCGUUCUUAAAGAGCAGGUCGUAUGCUUUUGCUUUCGCUUCGAGAUCUUUGAGUCGUGACUCUAGAACUAGAGUUUUUCGACGCGGAUUACUAAAGUGA